AUGGAGAGGUCAAUGCCAUUGAGAGAAAAGUUAAAUGUUACUCACAGUUUCUCUAGAAAGGAGAGGCAUGCCAUGCCACACCAGGCCCCAGGGGGAAGCACCAGUGUUACCGAGGAGGCAGGGAGGAGCCAAGGGAAGGCGACCACAGUCUUUCUUGGGGUUUCCACCAGAAAGCUAGCGUUUGGCUCCCUGCGGGUCGCAGAGCUGGCGGCCCAGGAGGAAUCGCAAAGUCAAGAAAAUCUCUCCAACACCUCUCUGUCAUCUGCAGAAGUGUAUAAGAUAAACUUUAUAUUUCCAAAUGGAGACAAAUAUGAUGGUGACUGUACACGAACAUCUUCGGGAAUCUUUGAGAGAAAUGGAAUAGGUAUUCAUACUACUCCUAAUGGGAUUGUCUACACAGGAAGCUGGAAAGAUGACAAGAUGAAUGGUUUUGGAAGACUUGAGCAUUUUUCAGGAGCAGUAUAUGAAGGACACUUUAAGGACAAUAUGUUUCAUGGAUUGGGGACUUAUACAUUCCCAACUGGGGCAAAGUACACUGGAAAUUUCAAUGAAAAUAGGGUGGAAGGUGAAGGACAGUAUACUGAUAUCCAAGGACUAGAAUGGUGUGGUAACUUUCAUUUCACAGCUGCUCCAGGCCUGAGACUAAAGCUCCACAUGUAGAUAUUCUGCAUUAAAGCUUUAAUGUGAUAAUUGAAGCUUUUAGUUGUAAGGAAAACUGUAAAAUGUGUCAUCUGAAGUAACUUCAUACACUGCUUCUAUAUUAUAAUUUUGCUAAUAAAGCCAUCACUCACUUA
Equus quagga is the source of this 794-nucleotide messenger RNA. RefSeq names its product MORN repeat containing 2 (gene MORN2). The record is from RefSeq and is a predicted model, not a curated record. NCBI's taxonomy places the organism in Eukaryota, Metazoa, Chordata, Mammalia, Perissodactyla, Equidae. The coding region runs from base 1 to 660 and encodes 219 amino acids. The transcript is spliced from 6 exons.